Acanthoscelides obtectus is the source of this 1019-nucleotide messenger RNA. The record is from the annotation of a GenBank genome assembly. NCBI's taxonomy places the organism in Eukaryota, Metazoa, Arthropoda, Insecta, Coleoptera, Chrysomelidae.
CAAAAAUUUAGCGGCAGAUGACAAUCAAAUUUUUGACCCUAAUUUGAGUUGAUAGUGUUUCUUUGAGAUGUUAGGCCGUUUUUGUAUCUAUUUUUUUACUAAUAUACUCUGAAAAAGUGUAUAGAAGCAGAUUAUCUGAGUUCGGAAAGUGAUAAAUUUGAUAAAUGUUUGAUCAAUACAGAACGAAAAUAAUCAGCACAAGAUGCCUUUCCUCAAAAAACACUCAACUCAGUUAUCAAGAUCUAGGAGAUUGGAGAAUACAACAAAGAAAAAUGGGUUGAGGCAUAAAAUAUUUUCCGUAAAUGGAGAUACUUAUGUAGGGGAAUGGCAAAAUGAUCAGAGAACGGGGAAAGGCGUGAAGAGAACGUUCGCCAACCAGCGUUUGUACGAAGGCGAUUUCGUGGACAACGUCCGUCAUGGCUUCGGCGUUUUGGCUGACAAAAUUUCAGGCGUCGAUGUAUACGAGUUGUAUUACGUCGGAGAAUGGUUCAAUGGGAUGAUGGAAGGAUUUGGAAGGUGGGUGAUGAAAGGCAAAGGGUUAUAUCUGGGCGAAUUUCAUAGAGGAAAACGACAUGGAUACGGGAAGAUGUGGUACGAUGAUGGAGCGUACUAUGAAGGAGAGUGGAUCAAGGGAAAAAGACAAGGACUAGGUAUGUUAAUAUACGUGAACGGCAACAGGUACGAAGGCAACUUUUUGAACGAUUUGAAGCAUGGAAAAGGCAGAUUUUUUUUCCUGAGCGUUGGUCAAUUGCAAGACGGUGUUUGGUCGGAUGAUACCUGCAUAUUCAGUCAACUGUACAAUUUGCCGUACCGACAGACAGCGAAGAGACCUACUGUCUUCCCUCUUCCAAAGUUGUGCUUGGUGAACCCUGACGCUGUAUGUCAAGAGCAGGAAUUCAAAGCGUUGCAGGGCACAUCUGAAUGUUACCAGGACACUGAAGUGAUGUCAUUUUUAAGCUUCAAAAUGGGGUCAUCAUUUUGAUUCAUCAACAAUAAAUAAAUGUCAUCUUAUGCCAAUA